This is a messenger RNA of Lytechinus pictus (painted urchin), 3437 nucleotides long. RefSeq names its product heat shock 70 kDa protein IV-like. The record is from RefSeq and is a predicted model, not a curated record. Bases 425 to 2326 code for a protein of 633 amino acids. Gene Ontology annotation, molecular function: ATP binding; ATP-dependent protein folding chaperone. Gene Ontology annotation, cellular component: nucleus; cytosol; plasma membrane. Lineage: Eukaryota; Metazoa; Echinodermata; Echinoidea; Temnopleuroida; Toxopneustidae. The transcript is spliced from 3 exons.
GUCAGAUUACGGAUGGCAUCAUAAAUAGAUGCCAGCCCGGGCGGGCCGGAGAAUGAUCUCGAAUGAGACUGCGGGGAGUAAUAUAUAGAGCAAGCAUUCUUGUCGUUCUUUAGUUUGUAAACUAGCAUCUAGCAAAGAGAUUAACUUCAACAUCCAUUCAGGCUGAGUCUGAGAAGAUCGCAGCAGGGCGUUCACAGUCCCACAUCAUCAUUUAAGAGGAGGCAUUUUAUUUUUCGAAAGACAGAUUUCGUACUGCCCAUCGAACAAGGGGAGAAAUUUUUUUGAGAGAUAAAGAAACGCAUUCAACAUAAUUAUUUGCUGUUGUUUGUUCCGUGGGAAUAAAAAGGAAUUUACACAAGCAAUAUUUGAUCAUUUUGCAGGCCUAUAAUCGAAGAGAUAAGGGGUUCACAUAAGAGGGUCAAGGAUGUCAAACCCGAAAGCGAUCGGUAUUGAUCUAGGAACCACGUACUCCUGUGUGGGUGUGUUUCAGAACGGAAGGGUGGAGAUCAUCGCCAAUGACCAAGGUAACAGAACCACGCCCAGUUACGUGGCUUUCACCGAUACGGAGAGGUUGAUCGGAGAUGCGGCGAAGAACCAAGUUGCAAUGAAUCCUAAAAACACAAUAUUCGACGCCAAGCGACUGAUCGGACGUCGUUACGAUGAUGCAGCUGUGCAAUCAGACAUGAAGCACUGGCCUUUUACGGUCUACAACAAUGGCGGCAAACCUAUGCUGCAGGCGGAAUACAUGGGAGAGACGAAGCGCUUCGCUCCAGAAGAAAUCAGCUCUAUGGUCCUUACGAAGAUGAGGGAGACCGCUGAAGCGUACCUCGGUUACAAGAUCAACGACGCGGUUAUAACCGUCCCGGCUUACUUUAACGAUUCUCAGCGAACCGCAACCAAAGACGCGGGUAAGAUUGCUGGCCUGAACGUCCUGCGUAUCAUCAAUGAGCCUACCGCUGCCGCUCUGGCAUACGGUUUAGACAAAAAGCUCCGCGGUGAGCAGAACGUUCUGAUCUUCGACCUUGGUGGUGGAACCUUUGAUGUUUCUAUCUUGGCUAUCGAUGAGGGUAUCUUUGAAGUCAAGUCAACUGCUGGCGAUACUCAUCUUGGCGGGGAGGACUUCGACAACCGAAUGGUUAAUCAUCUUGUUGAGGAGUUUAAGAGGAAGAACAAGAAGGAUAUUCGUGGAAACGCCAGAGCUUUGAGGCGGUUGCGUACCGCUGCGGAACGUGCAAAACGCACUCUUUCUAGCAGUACCCAGGCAAGUAUUGAGGUAGACUCCCUCUACGAAGGUAUUGAUUUUUACACCAGUGUGACCCGGGCAAGAUUUGAAGAGCUCUGCUCGGAUAUGUUCAGAAAGUGCCUUGAUCCGGUCGAACGCGCCAUAGUAGAUGCCAAACUUGACAAAAUUCAGAUCAACACUGUGGUCUUGGUCGGUGGGUCCACACGGAUCCCGAAGAUUCAGAAACUGCUGCAGGAUUACCUGAAUGGAAAAGAACUGAACAAGUCCAUCAACCCAGACGAGGCUGUUGCCUAUGGUGCAGCAGUUCAGGCUGCUAUCCUGUCAGGUGACCAGAGUUCUGAGGUCAAAGAUGUACUUUUGGUGGAUGUUGCCCCAUUGUCUCUGGGAAUCGAGACCGCUGGUGGUGUAAUGACCAAACUGAUUGAACGCAAUACCCGCAUCCCAACCAAAGCUCAGCAGACCUUCACAACCUACGCAGAUAACCAAAGCGCAGUCAGUAUCCAGGUCUAUGAAGGAGAACGCUCCAUGACCAAAGACAACAACCUCCUUGGCAACUUCCAACUCUCUGGAAUCCCUCCCGCACCGCGAGGCGUCCCUAAAAUCGAGAUCACAUACGACAUUGAUGCUAAUGGCAUCCUCAACGUCACAGCCAAGGAUGAGAGUACUGGUCGUACAAACAAAAUCACUAUCACCAACGACAAGGGUAGGCUGUCCAAGGCAGACAUUGACAGGAUGGUCAACGAUGCCGAGAAGUACAAAGCUGAAGACGAAGCUCAAUAUGAUCGUGUCUCCGCUCGGAACCAACUGGAGAGCUAUGCUUUCAGUAUGAAAUCCACCGUCAAUGAUCCUGCCAUCGAAGGCAAGCUAUCUCCAGAAGACAAACAGACAAUCCUCAAGGCUGUCGAAGACACUGUCCAGUGGCUGGAAAGCAACUCGCUGGCCGAGAAGGAUGAGUUUAACUUUAAGAUGGAGGAGUUGCAGAAGAAGUGUUCCCCCAUCAUGGCGAAGCUUCAUCAAGGUAGCGGAGGUGGGGCACCCGGAGGGCAGCAAUCUGAAGGGCCACGUGUCGAAGAGGUCGAUUAAUGUUACGCAUUGAACUGUCCUGCAUGGCUGUCAUUGCUGAUAGAAGCAUGGUUCAUUGCUUGCGAAAUUUAAAGCUAAUUGGCCGGUACUUUGGAUCAAGAGGGCAAAGGGGGCAAGUGUACUCAUGAGGAUCUGACCUACUUUGGGGAACCUCUUUUGGGGCGUCUUAAUUCGCAGAGACGGAUGUAGGCAACCAUUACGUGAAUAAAAAAAAAUUAAUAAAGUUAUGAAGAAAUCAAGCUGUUAUGUGAUGGAUGGCAUUCUAACAUCUUGUAACUAUGUGUGUGUGAAAAGGAUAACUGAAACUUGAUCCCUACACCGUGAAAUGGCGGUUAUCGAGCAGAAAGUAAAUAUGAAACAUUUUCUUCAUCGAAUCACGAGGAUGCGUAAUGAUAAUGAUAAAGACUGUUGGUAGAUCUUAAAAUGUAACAUAAACCAAUCUAAAUUUGUUUUAUUGCAAAUUUUUGGUCACAUUUAUCUAAAAUUUAAGAAAAUUCUAGUGGACGUAAACUAAGAAAAAGAAACGCAAUGUUUAUCAAUAUUUGUAUACAACAGUAGGUAGGUGGAUCUUUGUCAAAAGUGUGAUUCAUCUCUAGUAACGUCUCAUCGUACUCACCAUUUCCUAAUAUCAUGAAUAUCCUAUCAAAUUAUUCCUUUUGGCAUAUUUGGGGGGGGGGGGGGUAAUCAAUAAAAAAAUCUAUUUUUAUUUUUGAUGGUUUUAGUGCAGAAUUACAUUAAUUAAAAAAAAAGUUCCCCUGAUUUUACAAAAGCAGCUCCCAGCUGGUAAAGUAUUUUAAAACUCAUUAUUUGGAUAUUUCUUUCUACAAAGAUAAAAGGUCUUUAAUGCAUUUUUCUUAAAAUUAUACAAAGAAGUACAAUGUAUACCCCUAAGAUAGAAAAUAUAUAUUUUUUCAUAAUUAUUAUACAACUGUGAUGAUUACUUUUAUUCUUUAUAGCAAAAUAGAUUCGUGUUAAAAUGCAUCUAUUCUGUACUAUUUUUAACACAAUUGCAUGACAUUAUGUUUUUAUUUGUAUAGUUUUGUUUAUGAAUAUUAUUUACUGCAUCGCAGCAGAAUAAAGAAAUUAACGUAUACUAAUAUCGAAAUUGAUA